Messenger RNA from Musca domestica (house fly), 434 nucleotides. RefSeq lists its product as uncharacterized. The record is from RefSeq and is a predicted model, not a curated record. The coding region runs from base 132 to 434 and encodes 100 amino acids. Gene Ontology annotation, biological process: tRNA 5'-leader removal. The transcript is spliced from 2 exons. NCBI's taxonomy places the organism in Eukaryota, Metazoa, Arthropoda, Insecta, Diptera, Muscidae. Gene Ontology annotation, cellular component: ribonuclease P complex.
UCCCUAUUCAUAACCUUAAAAAACCUUAUGUAAAAAAGUGACUUAGGAAGUUACUCCAAAUAUUUUUCUUCAAAACUAUCACAAAAUUAUUAAUAGAAAAUAUCAACAAGUUGCCUGGAUGCAACUGAAUUAUGAAUGAUUACAUUUAUUUGGACGUUGAAUUGAAACUGAAAGAAGAUUCUUCAGCUGUGUUGACACCGGCAUAUUUUCAAGGAAGCAUUGAAAGAUCAUUGGCCGAGUUCUUUGGUGAAAUAGGUGGCCAGACCGAAUUGGAACUACUGAAAUUUGAUUGUACCCAAAAGCGUGGAAUUUUAAAAGUACCCAAAGAGUUUUCAUCCAAAACAAAAGCUGCCAUUACAUUGAUUGGUCGAUUCCAGGACAUACCGUGUCAUUUUGCCAUUGUGAAAACUUCAGACAAACCAUUAGAACUUUAA